This is a messenger RNA of Conger conger (European conger), 2385 nucleotides long. It is a transcript of the gene atad3, whose product is annotated as ATPase family AAA domain containing 3. NCBI's taxonomy places the organism in Eukaryota, Metazoa, Chordata, Actinopteri, Anguilliformes, Congridae. Gene Ontology annotation, molecular function: ATP binding; zinc ion binding; ATP hydrolysis activity. Gene Ontology annotation, cellular component: mitochondrion. The record is from RefSeq and is a predicted model, not a curated record. The transcript is spliced from 16 exons. Bases 158 to 2263 code for a protein of 701 amino acids. Gene Ontology annotation, biological process: mitochondrion organization.
GGUAAAGGUUGCCUCGCCGCACAUGCGCAAAUGGUGGCAACGUGACACGAGUGUGGCGGUAGCGGUGUGUGCAAGAAAUCCCCUGUCAUAGUCAGGUUGUAGCCGAGGAUCAGUCACCAGCGCCGAACCAGGCUGACACUGUUUAAACUGCCGCACCAUGUCCUGGCUGUUCGGCUUGAAUAAGGGGCAAUCCGAUCCACCCCCGGGUAUUCCAGUCCCACCGCCACCUCCUCCGCCGGCUGGCAGUUCGGGGGGAAGUGGCGGCGAUAAACCCAAGGACAAAUGGAGUAACUUCGAUCCGACCGGGUUAGAACGAGCGGCCCAAGCGGCCAAGGACCUGGAUAAAUCGCGCCAUGCAAAGGAGGCCCUGGACCUGGCGCGCAUGCAGGAGCAGUCUGUGCAGAUGGAGCAUCAGAGUAAAAUCAAGGAGUACGAGGCUGCUGUGGAACAGCUGAAAGGAGACCAAAUCCGCAUCCAGGGGGAUGAGAGGAGGAAAACACUCACAGAGGAGACCAAGCAGCAUCAAUCGAGGGCGAAGUACCAAGACCAGCUGGCCAGACAGAGGUAUGAGGAUCAGCUAAGACAGCAGCAAGCCCUGAAUGAGGAGAAUCUGCGCAAACAAGAGGAAUCCGUUUUGAAGCAGGAGGCGAUGAGGAAAGCGACCAUCGAGCACGAGAUGGAGCUCCGGCAGAAGAACGAGCUGCUGCGCGUGGAGGCGGAGGCCAAGGCUCGCGCGCGCACCGAGCGGGAAAACGCCGACAUCAUCCGCGAGCAGAUCCGCCUGAAGGCCGCAGAGCACCGGCAGACCGUCCUGGAGACCAUCCGGACGGCGGGUGCAGUGUUUGGGGAGGGCUUUCGGGCCUUUGUGUCGGACUGGGACAAAGUGACAGCAACGGUUGCGGGGCUGACCCUGCUGGCCGUGGGAGUGUACUCAGCACGGAAUGCAACGGCUGUGGCAGGGCGCUAUAUCGAGGCUCGGCUGGGAAAACCGUCACUGGUCAGAGAGACGUCCAGGAUCACGGUGGCUGAGGCUGUCAAGCACCCAGUUAAGAUGACAAAGCGUUUGACCAGCAAGCCACAGGACGCUCUGGAGGGAGUUGUGCUCAGUCCAUCAUUGGAAGAACGAGUGCGUGACAUCGCCAUAGCUACCCGGAACACCCGUCAGAAUCGUGGGCUAUACCGGAACAUUCUCAUGUACGGCCCCCCUGGUACCGGCAAGACUCUCUUUGCCAAGAAGCUGGCAGUGCAUUCUGGGAUGGAUUAUGCCAUCAUGACGGGUGGAGACGUGGCACCCAUGGGACGUGACGGAGUGACUGCCAUGCACAAGGUCUUUGACUGGGCCAACACCAGCCGCCGCGGCCUGCUACUCUUUGUAGAUGAAGCUGAUGCAUUCCUUCGCAAGAGAUCCACUGAGAAGAUCAGUGAGGACCUCAGAGCUACUUUAAACGCAUUCCUCUAUCGCACAGGCGAACAGAGCAACAAGUUCAUGCUGGUCCUGGCCAGUAAUCAGCCGGAGCAGUUUGACUGGGCGAUAAACGACCGUAUCGACGAGAUCGUAAACUUUGCGCUGCCGGGCCCGGAGGAGCGGGAGAGACUGGUGCGGCUCUACUUCGACAGAUACGUGCUGGAGCCGGCCACCGGGGGGAGACAGAGGAUGAAGCUGGCGCAGUUUGACUAUGGGCAGAAGUGCUCGGAGAUCGCCAGCCGCAUCGAGGGCAUGUCGGGGAGAGAGAUCUCCAAACUGGGCGUGGCCUGGCAGGCUGCGGCGUACUCUUCUGAGGACGGCGUUCUGACCGAGGCCAUGAUUGACGCGCGGGUCGAAGACGCCAUCCGCCAGCACCUCCAGAAGAUGGACUGGCUGCAGAGGGAGACGCCCGGCUCGGUGGCACAGGAGGGCGGGGUGGAGACCGUGGGGAAGAUGGGCUUCACCCUGCCUACAAAGGCCCUGCAGGCGGACAUGUUGCCCCUGAGUGGGGCGGAAAGCGGGAACGAUGUGGGCCUCCCCUCUGCCCAGGAGGCAAUCCCACUGGCCCAGGAGGUGAUGGAACUGGCCAAGGAUGGAGCCCCAGCUGUGGAGGGGAGCACUGUGCCAAUGCCCCUGGAGACGCCCCAGGACAGGACACCCCCACCUACUGAGGAAGGGGCAGAAAUGGGGGACAAGAAGGAGGAAGAACAGAGCAAAGAGGUGGCAGGGGUCACCCUUCCUCCGGAGGGGGCUGCCGAAGCUGGGAGUAAAGUGCCCAAAGAUGGAACCCCUGUCUGAGGGGGACAGCUCACAGUGGGCAGGUGUGGGUUGUACUGCUGGGGCCGUUAUGGGAAGUCUGAUCGGCCUCAGCCCGCGGCUGCUAUGAGUCCUUCUGAUUAAAUUACACACCUGUUACUGUC